CUUGCGCAUGCGUAAAAAUACCAAAACACCGAUUGUAAAAGUGUCGCCGCUUGUGGAUAAUGACAUAAAACAAUGAAUUUUCAAGCUUGCGGUGUGACCUCAGUGUGACAGCUCGGUGAGAGAAUGGACAACGUUACGGUGUCAGCCUCCGGAGGGUCAGAGGACAUGGAGGGGAUCUGUGUCAUGCCGGAUUUGAGUGCCAUCAAGACCGAGCAGUCGGUGGGUGCAAGCCCAGAUGACACAGGCACUCAAAAUGUGGCCAUGGGCAUCAAGUUCAUCCUGCCCAACCGCUUUGACAUGAAUGUUUGCUCGAGAUUUGUCAAGUCGCUCAACGAGGAGGACAGCAAGAACAUCCAGGACCAGGUCAACUCUGAUCUGGAGGUGGCCUCUGUUUUAUUUAAAGCUGAGUGCAACAUCCAGACUUCACCCUCUCCGGGGAUCCAGGUGCGCCAUGUUUACACGCCUUCCACCACCAAACAUUUCUCCCCCAUCAAACAGUCCACCACUCUCACCAACAAACACCGCGGGAACGAGGUUUCUUCCACACCUCUCUUGGUGCAUUCUUUGUCUAUCCACCAGCUUGCAGCCCAAGGUGAGAUGGUGUUUCUGGCCAGCAGGAUUGAACAAG
Messenger RNA from Plectropomus leopardus (leopard coralgrouper), 628 nucleotides. Lineage: Eukaryota; Metazoa; Chordata; Actinopteri; Perciformes; Serranidae. The record is from RefSeq and is a predicted model, not a curated record.